AUGUCCUGUCUCUUAUACACAUCUUUUACUGACUGCAGUCAAAUUCCAAAGGGACUGCCGCGAUCAAAAUCUGGCAUUUAUGCCUUGACUACCGGAAAGGAAACGUUUCUUGCGAUGUGCGAAAUAGAUGAUAACGAGGGUUGGACCGUUUUGCAGAGACGACAAAAUAGCACCUUUAAUUUUAACAGAACAUGGGCUGAAUACCAACGCGGAUUUGGUCAUUUACGAGGAGACUUCUGGAUGGGGCUCGACUUUAUACACAAGCUCACUUUCGGUGAAGACUUCCAUCUCCGCAUAAAUGUCGAGACAAAAACGGGAGAUGUUUUCUCAUCCACUUAUGCUUCAUUUCGCAUUCUGCAAGAGAGUAGAAAUUAUAUUUUGAAAGUUGGAGGGAUCAUAAAUGACGAUGGUGGUCCAGUAAUCUCUAAUGCAAUCCGUGCAAAAUUCUCAACCUACGACAUGAACAAUAGUUUCAAUAGAAACAACUGCGCUUUAGAAUAUGGCGGCGGGUGGUGGUUUACAACAUGUGGGUAUUCAUGCUUUAUAAACGGUUUAUAUACUUCAAGUUUCAAGUGUAAUAUUAAUGAAGGAAUGCAUCAGUUGAGUAGCUCAGUAAUGAUGAUAAAGCGUGUUUAAAAGUCAUUUCCGCUAUUUGUAAAAACUUUGUCAACAUAUAUAUACUGUAUGUCUAAAUAGUCUAAUACCACCAAAUGUAUAAAGAAUGGUCGACAGACACAAUACCCUAUAACCAGACGAAGUUUCGUAUGCACUUUGAGGUCCAGAAAAUAUGACCUCAGAAAUUGGUGCAGAGUGGUCAGACAAUCAUUUUUUUAGACUAACACCAACACACAUUUUUAAAAUCUGGCGAAAGGUCAAAAUGUCAGGGCCAAACGUCAGUGGUGUCACGGAGUUUGUUCGACAAAUUUGAGGCGAAGACUUUUGUUCAAAAAACCUCUCCCUUGGGGUGGGGGUGUCUGUGGCAUCCCCCGAUUUUUUCAUGAGAAUGCAUAUUUCUGCCGUCCACGAUCGAACAUAUCCCACUGACAUGAGCCGCGCGCUUGGCAGCUGGAAAUGUGUUCUUGAUGAUAUUGAUGCAGCUAGUUUGAUCGAAAAACUAGUAAGGCAAACAAUAAGCCUAUAUUUUUUGCUGACAAUUAUCAGAUUUAUCAUCUAAUGAAUACAUGAGAUACCAUAACAAAAUUAAUGUAAAAUUAUAUAAUAAUGUUGUAGGCCUAAUUAUGAAAGAGACAUCAGAAAAAAAAAAUUAAUAUCUAAACAUUUUAAGCUGAAGCCGAGCUCUUUGGUAAAGAUUCAUGAUGUCAUUUUUUUUAAACUACAAUAUCUGGGCUCCUCGUACCCGGGGGCCCUGGCGCUCCGCACCCCGUCAGCGCCCGAGCGUGAAACCACUGCCAAACGUCAAACUCUUGUAUCUCCUCAGCCCCUGGAAGUAGAGAUUUAAUUUUGGUACUAUCCUUUUUUAAAGUUCAUUUUUCUAUUUGCUCUAAUCAUGCUCUGAUUGAACAUUUUGUCAACAAAUGACCGGAAAUGCCGAUGUUGGCAAUAGGGUUCUUUUAUUAUAUAUUGGUAAACAUUGCUUGCAGUGAGUUGAUUUUUGUGUCAAAUUGCUCAAAAUAUAUACCUAUUAUUUAAACUUAAAUUAGUUUAGAUAAAAAAUAAUCGGAAAUGUCCAUAUUGACCUUU
Anneissia japonica is the source of this 1701-nucleotide messenger RNA. Its product is annotated as ficolin-1-A-like. The record is from RefSeq and is a predicted model, not a curated record. The coding region runs from base 1 to 636 and encodes 211 amino acids. Lineage: Eukaryota; Metazoa; Echinodermata; Crinoidea; Comatulida; Comatulidae. The transcript is spliced from 3 exons.